Neolamprologus brichardi is the source of this 4018-nucleotide messenger RNA. RefSeq names its product RAB3 GTPase activating protein subunit 1 (gene rab3gap1). Gene Ontology annotation, molecular function: GTPase activator activity. The record is from RefSeq and is a predicted model, not a curated record. Gene Ontology annotation, biological process: positive regulation of GTPase activity. Lineage: Eukaryota; Metazoa; Chordata; Actinopteri; Cichliformes; Cichlidae.
UUUCGCACAUGCGUAGAAAAACAUCCUAGUUUCCGGAACCGAUCAGGCAGCCAAAGGCAACAACAUGGCUGCUGAUAGCGAUCCCGAGUCGGAGGUUUUCGAGAUCACCGACUUCACCACUGCGUCCGAGUGGGAGCGUUUUGUGUCCAGAGUGGAGGAAGUGCUUAACGAUUGGAAGCUGACAGGGAACACUGCACGCAAGGUUUCUCCAGAGAAGGGGGAAUACACCAGUGGAACCUGGGCGGAGAAGUCACAGGAAAUUAAUUUUGCUGACUUCAAGUUCUACAUAAGCCACUACUUUCUGAAACAAGAGUGUGGAGAGGAUGAUGGGAAGCACAACCUCGAGGAAGAUGCUAUACCGUUGGCAAUGCAGGAUCUUCUCUGUAUGAACAAUGAUUUCCCUCCACGAGCCCACUGCCUGGUCAGAUGGUUUGGCAUACGAGAGUUUGUGGUCGUCAGCCCUGGAACCAACUGUGAGGCCGUCAUCAGUGAGUCGAAAUGCAACCUGCUUCUAAGCUCCAUCUCCAUCUCUCUGGCCAACAGUGGCUGUCAGGUGCCAAUGUUUGUGCAGAUCCAGCAGAAGUGGAGGCGGAUGUAUGCCGGAGAGUGCAAAGGACCAGGCGUGCGCACCGACUUUGAGAUCGUUCACCUGCGCCGAGCGCCCGUGCAGUACAACCACCUGUCCGGCCUGCUCGACAUCUUCAAAUCUAAGAUAGGUUGUUCCCUGUUCCCUCUGCCUCCAGUCAACAUCGCCAUCCGCUUCACCUACGUGCUCCAAGACUGGCAGCAGUAUUCAUGGCCGCAGCAGCCUCCAGAUUUUGAUGCGCUCCUCGGUGGCGAGGUGGGGGGGGUGGAGUUUGGGAAGUUUCCAUUCGGAGCCUGUGAGGAGCCAAUAAGUGAGCUUCAUCUCGCAACAACCUGGCCUCAUCUUACUGAAGGCAUAGUUGUGGAUAACGACGUGUACAGUGACCUCGACCCUCUUCAAGCUCCUCACUGGUCAGUUCGAGUCAGGACGGCUGAAAAUCCUCAGUGUUUACUGGGUGAGGCUGUGACAGAGCUCUUUAAACUCUGCUGUAGGAUGGAGUCCACAGAGGAGAUCCCUGCAAGAGGAUACGCUGAAGAUGAGGGCAAAGAAAACAGUGAUAUCAGCUCUGCUUUGUCCAAGCUGACCGAGCCAGCAGCGACUGUGCCCAUUUCCAAACUGUCCGUCUCCAACAUGGUGCACAGUGCCCGGAAGCACAUUCGCCGCCAUCGACGCAUCGAUGAGUCGCCCCUUAACACCGAGAUACUCAAUUCUGUCCUUCUGUAUCUGUUUCCAGAUGCUGCUGUGGAGAAGUCUGACUGUAAGUCUCAGCUGUUGAGCUCCAGUGGGACAUCGGAGCAAGAGAAACCUGAUUAUAACCUUUUCCACCAGCUGAAGUCGGCCCCCAGCGACAGCCUGACCUACCGUCUGGCUCUGUGUGUGUGUCUGGUCAACUAUUACUACGGUGGGCUGCGGGCUGUUGGGCACCUCUGGCAGGAGUUUGUCCUUGAGUUGCGUUACCGGUGGGAAAAUAACCAUCUUAUUUGUGGGCUGGCAGGUGGAGCUCCUGAUCUUCGCUGUUGUCUUUUGCAUCAGAAGUUCCAGAUGCUGAAUUGUUGCAUCGAAAGGAAGAAGGCCAGAGAUGAAUCUCACAAAGUACCCGAGGGGAAAGAAAAGGAGCACAGGGUCUCAGGUGCCUGCCAGAAGAGCCGCCAAGGACCAGAGUGUGCAACCAGUGCUCCCAGUUCAACAAGAGAGAUGUCUCAAGGAAAAUCCUGGGACUCGUGGAGUGACAGCGAGGAGGAAUUCUUCGAGUGCCUGAGUGACCAGGGCGAGACUGAGGCGACGCAGACUGAGGGCAGAGCUGAGGGCCGGCUGCACCCCUACAACAACAUGACUCUGCUCAACUCUGCAGAGCUUCUCUAUGUUCCCGUCACACAGGAACCUGCACCAAUGACAGAGGACCUGUUAGCAGAGCAGUCAGAGGUGCUGACCAAACUGGGCACAUCAGCUGAAGGUACCCACCUGCGUGCUCGGAUGCAGAGUGCCUGUCUGCUGUCUGACAUGGAGUCCUUCAAAGCAGCCAACCCCGGCUGUGUCCUGGAGGAUUUUGUGCGCUGGUAUUCACCUCGGGAUUACGUGGAAGAGGAAGUGGUCGAUGAGAAGGGCAACGCCAUGGUGACGGGGACACUCAGUCCCAGGAUGAAGAUCCCAGGCAACAUGUGGGUGGAGGCUUGGGAGACUGCCAGGGUCACACCUGCACGGCGCCAAAAAAGACUUUUUGAUGACACCAAGGAGGCCGAGAAGGUUCUGCACUACAUGGCGAUGCAGAAACCUGCAGACCUGGCCCGGCAUCUCCUGCCCUGUAUCCUUCAUGCAACUAUCCUGAAGUUGAAGGAAGAAGAGUCUGCUGAAGAUAUUCCAUCAGUGCAAAAAACCCUUCAGCAAGCUACAGUUCAAGCGAGCAAGCUGCUGCAGUCCCCCAACCAGGACUACAAGAAGUUAGAGGAUUUCAUUAACCAGCUGCUGAGCAUGGAGACGGUCAUCACUCAAGCUCGCUCGCUCAAGGCCAAGUUCUCCAUUCCUGAGGACGACAGCGGAGAGGCUGCUGAUGAGCUGAAGAAGUUUGUGAGCUCGCUGCUGGAGGAGCCAGAGGUGGUGGUGACAGGAGCAGGCCAGGGCCUGGCUGGCAGUAUCAUCCACAGACUCUUCAUCAGUGCUCAGAGGCUGGCUGACUUCACCACUGACGAGGCUGCCCUCCUGGCGCCCGUCGACGAGGACUUGGGAUCUGACAGGAAGCAAACUGGGGGCAGCAGCAGAGUGCCAGACUUCCCUCCUCCAGCAGGUCGGGAGAUCUUGUUGCGCACCUGCGUGCCGCGACCAGCAGCGUACUCCAAGGCGCUGCCUCAGCGGCUCUUCUGUGUCCUGAUGAGGGAGGAGUUUAGGUUGGCCGGCGCCUUUUCCACAGACACGUCCUUCUUUUAAGUCCUGUGAACAAUUCACACCUGGAUAAAGAGACAGGACACGGGACAGAGACUUUCACAUGUAUGAACGUGGCCGUGGAGUAAGAUCACAGAAACACAUUUGUUUGCUUUAUUUGUAAGAACGGUGCAAGAUUUCAGCAUCUACGGCUCGCCCAAGCUUAAAAGCAGGAAGCAGUAUAUUACUGGCACUGAUUAAGAAGUAUUUAUGGAUUUGUCUGGAAAUAUGUGAAACCAAAUCCUUCUGUGUAUUCAUGAAGCUGCAGCUUCCCACGGUGCGGAGAUAAGUUUCACACUAAAACCUUCAUUUUACCUUCGAAGCUUCUCUUGAUGCCUUUUGAAGGAAAUGAAAUUUGUGGUUAGGAUGGAGUUCCCCAUCCUGCACUCACCACACGCUACACAACACUAUACUACACGCUUUAGUCGAUUAUAUUUCAGUUGCAGGGAUUGGUCCUGAUGGUAAACAUCAGAGUCUGUGAGGACUUCACGGGUCGUUUCAGCUGAGCUCCAUCCUCCAGCAUGUCCUGCUGCUGCAUUAACACACAGCUGUUUGCAUCAACCAGACGUGCAGUUCUUAUUCCUGUUAUAACCUGACUGUUCAGACAUGAAGCUCUUUGACGUUGUAUAAUACUGAAACGACACUUUACAGCUGAUUGUGAUGUUUUAGAUCGAGCUGCUUCCUCGAGGCCGACAGCGUGAGGGGAAAAUUUGUUCUGUGAUAUUUUCUUUGUUUUGUUAAGAGUGUAUCCAUCCCAUAAUACAGACACUUUUAACGACAGUGUUCAUUUGAUUUGUUACUCGAGCAGCAGUCAGUGCUUUACAGUUCGUUCACUGUCCUGUUUCCUCCCUCGUCCCGCUGACCACCCCACACGCCUCCUCCUGUUGAAGGCUAACGUGAGUCCUUCCACCCACAGCUGCAGCGCACGCAGGAUUUUUGAUUUGGGGAAUGUUCUCUGUAAUAUUGUAGAGCUGAUGGCGACUGUAAAACAAUAAAGCUGACUUGCACUAAAGUGAA